Pseudocercospora fijiensis CIRAD86 is the source of this 1275-nucleotide messenger RNA. RefSeq lists its product as uncharacterized. The record is from RefSeq and is a predicted model, not a curated record. Gene Ontology annotation, molecular function: carboxylic ester hydrolase activity. The transcript is spliced from 2 exons. Lineage: Eukaryota; Fungi; Ascomycota; Dothideomycetes; Mycosphaerellales; Mycosphaerellaceae. Bases 1 to 1275 code for a protein of 424 amino acids.
AUGCUGCUCAAGACGUCGUUGAGUCUGCUUUGGCUACCUCUGCUUGCUUCAGCAACAAUCUGGCAGAAUGGUCAGAUCAGGCCAAAUGACUAUCCCGAUACCACCAUUUCGCUAGACUCAUAUGGCAAUGAGAUUGAGUGGCAUCGAUAUGGCCCGGACUCACCAGAGCUCUCCUACAAAGGGCGCUGGGACGACCGGUACAUCUCCUGGUGGUCGGCUCCCGGCCUAAAAUUCGGCUUCAAAGCAGACAACGUAGCCAUCACCUUCGGCAAUUACACUUCCCACGGAGUCCUCAUCGCAUAUCGACUUGACGGUCAAGACUGGAUGCUGACGAACGUCACCGCAAACUCCACACAUCUCCUCAUAACCCCUUCCACCACCGGCUGGAAUCUCACAACAUCGAAAGAAGGUCUCCGAACAUUCGAGCUGCGCGUCACAAAUUGGGCAUACGGCGUUCAAAUUGAUUGCAUCCACCUAUCCGGCCCGCAAAACACUCUAGUCAAACUCCCCGACUACACCCGUCGCAUCGAAGUGAUCGGCGACUCCCUCUCCGCAGGCUCCGGCACCACACUCGAAGGAAUCAGCAGCUGGUCCUGGGGCGUAGCCUACGGCCUCGGCGACACAGAAUUCAGCCUGACCGCCUACCCAGGGAUCUGCGUCACCGACACCAACUGCUGGGGAAACCCACGCGGCCAAGUGCAUCAGUGGAGAAAAACCUGCGACACCAGUGGCCGGGCGGUAGAAAUGUAUGGACCGAACCUCACCCACGCUCCGGAUUGGGAUUUCUCCAAACACCCCCACCCGGAUCUCACGAUCAUAAAUAUCGGGACGAAUGAUAAUAACACGCAUAAUAAUGUCACGAGCGAACAGUACACAUCGUCGUAUAUAAAACUACUCACCGACAUCCACGCCACUUACCCCCAUACAAAAAUCAUCAUCUUGUCCCUCUGGUCCGGAUGGGGACCGGUUGGCAGCACAUGGAUUCAGGGAUCCGGGUUCUACAACGAAAUCCAAGAGGUUGUCAAACACUUCAAUAAUGGGAGUCUCAAUAAGAUGGGAGAGGUUGAGGGGGCUUUUCUGUUUUAUUAUAAUACUACGGGUAUUAUGCAGCAUAAUGAUAACUCGCCGAUUUAUCAUCCGACUGAUGUGGGAGCGAUCAAGGUGGCGAGUCAUUUGAUGGAGUAUAUUAGACUUGUGUUUGGGUGGGAGUUCAGGGCGACGGGGCCGGAGGUGCAGAGUGGAACUUUGUAUUGGAAUGAUAUGACUCAGUACUGA